GUUCCCCAACCCUCAGCCCUAGAAGCCUCUGGUGCUGGUGACCCUUUCUCACCCUUAGAGGACCCAGUGUCCGUCUCCAUGACACACUUGUUAGACCAGGCCAAGGCAAUACUGCAGAGCCACAUCACCUCCAAAUGUGGGCAGAUUCAUGAGGACAAAAUCCCUGUCCAUGUUUAUAGGUCUUGGGAGUGCAUAAUUCCUGGGAGUCUAGAAGUGGCUCCCUUCACCUGCAUCCCAGAAAGCAAGCCCCUGGAACUACAGGCAACAACUGACCCUGACCUACAACAGAAAGUUAUGCCCUGGAUGCCAACAGCCCUUGAUCAGCAGCAACAGGCCUCACCAGGUUCUGUCAUUGAACAUCCUAAGCUGUCCCGAAUGCUGUCCGAGAAAGCCACUGAGAAACUGGAGACAACUUUACGGCACAAGUAUCUGGCCUUCUUGUCAGGGCUGCCUGCUCUUUAUUAUGUGGCUCUCUCCAAGACCAAGGCCCCGGCCAUCACUACCAAAUCUAUCAUCGCAGAGGUGGUGCCAGAGCCUGUUGAAAUCCUAGCAGAACCUCUGACUCAGAUGAUCCCAUGUGAAGAACAGUGUCUAAGUCCUGAGCCAUGCUUUCAAGGUGCGAGCGAGACUUGUGCAGACAUUGCAGAUGAGUUCCAGGCUGAAGUGCAGGUGGAGGGAAUGAUCGAGAUGGAGCCUCUAGAAAGCCAGGCACAGCCUGCCUGCCCCUACUCACUCAAGAAACCCAUCUUGGCAAAACUCAAUUUCCAUCUGAGAAAGAAGACCCUAGAGACGCAAUGGGGGAUACCCAUAAAGGCAAGGGAGUCCAGGGAACAAAUUCUAGCCAUCCCAGAGAACACAUCCACACAGGAGCCUCUUGGGAGUCUAAACAACCAAGGAGAAACAUUGCUCCAGGAACUCCCCAUCCCACCAGACAUUCCUCAUGCCCCAGAUACACAAUGGCUCCACCUUAAAGAACAGCUGGCCAUUGAGUUAAAGGCAGCGCAGCAGACCCAGAAGCAGCCUAGUUCCGGAGCAGCACCCUAUGGUUCUGCCCAUUCGUCCUCCACUAUCUCUCAGCCCCACGGGAACAUGACAGAGGCCCAGGUGCUUUGUGUUCAGCUGGAGGCCGGUGUGAACAACCCCAGCCUGGAGGAGUCCUGGAGCCCUGAGCCCCAGAACCCUGGCAAGAACAAGGACUCAGUCCAAGUCCCCAUGCUGGAA
Hipposideros armiger (great roundleaf bat) is the source of this 1221-nucleotide messenger RNA. It is a transcript of the gene SPATA31F1, whose product is annotated as SPATA31 subfamily F member 1. NCBI's taxonomy places the organism in Eukaryota, Metazoa, Chordata, Mammalia, Chiroptera, Hipposideridae. The transcript has a single exon. The record is from RefSeq and is a predicted model, not a curated record. The annotation marks the transcript as partial.